AUGGGUGGCGACCUCAACUUAAAGAAAUCAUGGCACCCGUCCCUCCUCCGAAACCAAGAGCGCGUAUGGGCGGAAGAAAAACGCGCGCUGGAAGAGCGCAAACGAAUCGACCAACUCCGCCGCGAGCGCGACGAAGAGCGACAAAUCCAAGAACUCCAGCGGUUACAAGAAGGGACGGGGAAACCGAAGCAGAUCCAGCGCGUGGACUGGAUGUAUCAAGAACCUGGGUCCGGAGGGGCUGCUGGGGGUAUGUACGCGGAGGAAAUGGAGGGGUAUCUGUUGGGGAAGAGACGGAUUGAUGGGAUUUUGUUGAAGAAGGAAGGGGGUGAGACGGAGGGGUUGAAGAAGGGGGCGGAGUUUAAUGCGUCGCUUGGGGGUGGGAGUAGUGCAGUGCAGCCGGUGGUGAAUUCGAGAGAUACGAUGGCCAAGGUGUUGGCUGAUCCGCUUUUGGAGAUUAGGAAGAGGGAGCAGGCGGCGUUGGAGGGGAUGGUUAGGGAGGAGGUUAGGAAGGGGGGAGGUUCUUCGAGGGGCGGGGGGGAGAAGAGGGAUAGGGAUGGGCAUAGGGAAAGGAGGAGGGAGAGGGAGAGGAGGCAUAGGUCGAGGUCGCCGGAGAGGAGGCGGAGAGAUGAUCGUGAUCGUGAUCGUGAUGAUAGGGAUAAGGAGAGGAGGAGUGAGAGGGACCAUAGGAGGGAUAGUGAUCGAGACUAUCACCGCUCGAGCAGACAUCGGGAGCAUCGUGAUCGUGAAGAUCGAUAUGACCGGCGAGAUCGAUCCCCUGCGGAUCGCCACCACUCUGACAGACGGCGCAGCGACGAUCGGAGAGAAAGCGAUGGAUACAGAGAUUCUCGAGACAGGGACCGUGAGCGUGAUCGCAGAGACCGCGACCGCGACCGAUCCAGUCGCUACCAUCAAGACAACAAGAGAGACCACCGUCCCCGAGACAGAGAUACAUACAGCCGCGACAAGCCCAACGCUGAAGAAGCCGAGCAGAAGCGCAAGCAGCAAGAGGAAGAACGGCAACGCAAACUAGCAGAGAUGCAAGCGAACGCGAGCGAGAUGGAGGAUGCUCGGCGACAGCGCAUUGCGGAGGUCACUGCUAUUGAAGCGAAGCAGCAUGAAGAAGAUGAGAAACAUCGCUCGGAGAAGGGUCGUUUUGUGUCGGGGCUGCAUAAACAGCUUCAGGAGGAUAGUCUGGAUGAGCGGAUUAAGCGCAGUCGGGGCGGGUUAGCUCGCUUGGAUGAGGAUUAA
Messenger RNA from Aspergillus luchuensis, 1248 nucleotides. RefSeq names its product U2-type spliceosomal complex subunit CWC25 (gene cwc25). The coding region runs from base 1 to 1248 and encodes 415 amino acids. The record is from RefSeq and is a predicted model, not a curated record. The transcript is spliced from 2 exons. Gene Ontology annotation, cellular component: U2-type spliceosomal complex. Gene Ontology annotation, biological process: mRNA splicing, via spliceosome. NCBI's taxonomy places the organism in Eukaryota, Fungi, Ascomycota, Eurotiomycetes, Eurotiales, Aspergillaceae.